AUGCGUUGGCUAUCUACCUUUCUUGCCCUGGCAGUAACAGGUGCAUUGCAGGUGAAUGCGUUGGAAGCUUCAAUUUUCGGCCUCCCUUCGAGGGCUUCAGGAAUUCACAAUGCCGAUAUCAAGCAACAAUCGCUGACUGAAGAAGAGGCCCAACUUGUUCUGGGGCUCCGCAUGAAGUCGUCUGUCGCAUCAGUCCUUGGAAUGGUGGAUACAGAAACUGUGAAUCACUUGAAUCAGUUUGCCAAAGCUGAUACUACUCUGUUUGGAGGUGUUGGUGAAGAUUUUGCCCCCGGAAGAAAUGUUUACAUUCUAGAGGGGGUGGAUGAACGAGUUGCCAUGAGUAUGCGAAAACUUCAACCGAAACAUGUCCUUGUCCCUAAGAUAUCCUCAACAUUCGUGGGGACAGACCUGAUGGGAUCGUUUAUCGAAAGCACAUAUAGCGUGACUGGGGACCGUGGUCAAUACUGCACAUACUACGAUAACGAUGCUAGCAAGUCCACAUCAACAAACUCCCAGACCGCUAAAGGCUGCCUGUCCAAGGAUCCUAUACUUUCCCGUGGCUCUGGACUUUUUGACCAAGAUUUCCUUGAACUUAUUGACUCUGUGGGAACGUGGACCAGUAAGAACCGAGAUCACUCUGUUUUGAAGCUUUAUCUUAAGACCGUCUCCGAUGACUCGCUUCUUUUGAACGUGAACAAAGCUCUUGAGUCAUUGAUUCUCCAACUGGCCCAGAUUUCGUCAACCGGCGAGCGUGAAAUCACACUUGUCAUUUUAACUCCUGGUCUUCAGUCAAACCCGCUUGGUCACCAAGAUGUGAACCAGCGUUUUGAACCCACAGGAAAGCAAGAUACUUUCAAACGGUCUACUCAACCGUUACAGUCAACUUUAGCACCUGUCUGCUACGCUUCAAAUUCGUCAUGCGCCGAAGCCACCAACAACUGCUCUGGACACGGCUUCUGUUACCUGAAGUUUGGCUCAGGUGCCGAAGGAACCACUGGAAACUGUUAUGCAUGCCAAUGUCAACAAAGCACUAUAAGAAAUAGCGAUGGCACGACCAAAACAGUGCAGUGGGGUGGCUCGGCUUGCCAAAAGCGAGAUAUCAGCUCACCGUUCUUCCUUAUUGCGAGUGUCAGUCUUCUAGUCAUUGUGCUGGUCGGCAGUGCCAUUGGAAUGCUCUUUAGCAUGGGCUCACAGGAAUUGCCCAGCGUCAUUAGUGCUGGUGUAGGGGCCCCCAAGACACAGAUGUGA
This is a messenger RNA of Penicillium nucicola, 1248 nucleotides long. RefSeq names its product DUF3844 domain-containing protein. Lineage: Eukaryota; Fungi; Ascomycota; Eurotiomycetes; Eurotiales; Aspergillaceae. Bases 1 to 1248 code for a protein of 415 amino acids. The transcript is spliced from 4 exons. The record is from RefSeq and is a predicted model, not a curated record. Gene Ontology annotation, cellular component: endoplasmic reticulum.